CGGCGGAAGUAGUGGGUGUCGGUGUUGUGGGAUUGACAGGCUGCGGCUGGAACAACAUGGACGACACAUGAGCGAGCUUCUUCUCCGCGGGCACCAGCAGCAGUGACGACCAGUGGAGGACAGACAGGCGGUAUGACAGAGGAGAAAUGUCCUCAGCUGGUGGACUACUUCGUGGUGGCAGGUCUCGACCCUACAGGGCCCUGGAGGCCCCUGGAUGAGGAUGGGAAGACCUCCUCCCCUUAUUCUUCCUCCUCCACCUCCUCGUCUUCGCCGGCCCGGGCGGUGGAGCCGGUCACAGACCUGGCGGUUAUUGCCAAAGGGCUCGGGGAGGAAGUGCCGGAGGGCUUCACCUGCAUCGAGAGGACGCUGGGCGGACAUUCUGCCGAGCUGAGCGCCGGACUGAUCAACAACCCGCACCUGUACCUGUGUUACCGCCGAGGACGAGACAAGCCGUCCAUUCUGGACCUGGGGGUUCUGUACGAGGGGAAGGAUCCGCUGAAGCAGGGCUGGUACGUCAUCGAGACCACUCCCUACAGCCGCUCGGCCAACCUGAGCUCGGGCGGCGCCCCGACGGCUCACCGGGUGUUCCUGAUGUACCGCCGGGCUCUGGACUCACAGGGGCUCCACACGCUGGGCGUCACCGACAUCACCCUGCUGCUGCCCGGCAAGGGGGAGGUGGCCCCGCACACCUUCUGCCGCGUGGAUAAGAACCUGAACACCGGCAUGUGGGGACCGGCCCUGUACGUGUGCUAUAAGAGGGCUGUGGCCAAAGCCAACGCACUGGUCUACGAAGCCAGUCUGAUCAGCCGCUACCCGGAGGAGGACCUGGAAGCGUUUCCUCUGCCGGAGUCGGUGCCGGUCUUCUGUUUGCCGAUGGGCGUCACGGUGGAGAGCUGGCCUCUGAACACAAAGUACCAGCUGCCCAUCUUCUCCACCUUCGUCCUCACGUCCGCCUCCGGGGACAAGGUCUACGGAGCGGCCAUCCAGUUCUACGAGUCCUUCCCCCGGGAGCUGCUGUCGGAGCGGCAGAGCGUGAGGCUGGGCCUGCUCAGCGUGGUGGACCGGCGGCCCAUCACCAGCCGCAGCCUGCAGGCCAAGAAGAGCAUCUGCGUCUUGUCCCACUGGCCCUUCUUCACCAUCUUCCAGAAGUUCCUCACCUUCAUCUACAGAUACUCCAUCUCCGGGCCGCACGUCCUGCCUCUGGAGAAACACAUCUCCAGCUUCAUGCACAACGUCCCGUUUCCCUCGCCCCAGCGGCCUCGCAUCCUCGUCCAGCUCUCUCCGUACGACAACCUGCUGCUCUGCCAGCCGGUCUCCUCUCCGCUCCCACUCAGUGGGGCCAGUUACCUGAAGCUGCUCCAGAACCUCGGUCCAGAGAACGCCUGCACGCUGCUGCUGGCCGUCCUCACCGAACACAAGCUGCUGGUGCACUCGCUGCGGCCGGACGUCCUCACCUCCGUCUGCGAGGCCCUCGUCUCGAUGAGCUUCCCUCUGCGGUGGCUCUGUCCCUACAUCCCUCUGUGUCCACUGCAGAUGGCCGACGUGCUGCUGGCGCCGAUGCCCUUCAUCGUGGGCGUCCACUCCAGCUACUUCGACCUGUACGACCCCCCCACGGACGUGGUGUGUGUGGACCUGGACACCAACACCAUCUUCCAGUCAGACGAGAAGAAGCCGCUGUCGUGGCGCUCGUUACCCAGAAAGCCCGGGAAGACUCUGUUCAACGCGCUCACCAGCCUCCACAAGACCCUGGAGAAGAUUUGCACCCCCGGCCAGGAGGAGGCCACGUUGGAGUUCCUGCUGACCGACUACGAUCAGAUCUACAGGCGUCAGAAGCAGCUGGAGCUGGAGAUCCAGGAAGUGUUCCUGCGUUUCAUGAGCUGCCUGCUGCGAGGGUACCGCUCCUUCCUGCUGCCGAUCACACAGGCUCCGUCUGACACCACCACCGACUGCAGUUCCCUCUUCAACCUGCAGGGCUUCCUGAAGUCUCGGGAUCGGACGCAGCAGAAGAUCUACAGCCAGCUGACGAGGACCCAGAUGUUCACUCAGUUCAUCGAGGAGUGCUCCUUCGUCAGUGACCGUCACGCCUGCCUGGAGUUCUUCGACGAGUGCGUCCAGAAGGUGGACGUGGAGAAGCCGGAGGAGGUGAGGCUGAUCGACCUGGACGAGACCUACAGUGGAGAACACACGGUCUUCAUCAUGCCUCCUGAAGAGCCUCAGGAACCGGACGGCUCAGAGUGUGCUGCCCUCUACAGCUACGAGACGUUCCCCACGCUGAGGCCGGAGCUCUUCGACCAGCCGCAGGACCAGCUCCGGGUCCCGGCCCGAGGCUCCGCCCCCAGCAGCCCCGCCCCCCGACGCACCAAACAGGAGAUCAAACUGGCUCAGAAGCGAGCUCAGAAGUACUCGGCGGUCCCCGACAUGUGGUCCAAGUGUCUGCUGGGUCACUGCUACGGCCUCUGGUUCCUCUACCUGCCCACCUUCGUCCGGGCGGAGAGCGCCAAGGUCCGCGCGCUGCACACGGCCUACGACGUCCUCAAGCACAUGGAGAACCGCAAGGUGGUGGUGCCGGACGAGGUGUGUUACCGCAUCCUGAUGCAGUUGUGUGGUCAGUACGGACAGCCGGUCCUAGCUGUUCGAGUCCUGCUGGAGAUGAAGAAGGCGGGAAUCACCCCCAACACCAUCACCUACGGAUACUACAACAAGGCCGUGCUGGAGAGCAAGUGGCCGUCUACCAGCCAGGGCGGGCGUCUCCGCUGGGCCAAGCUGAGGAACGUCCUGCUGGCCGUGGCCCAGUUCAGACAGCCAAUCAAACGGCGGCAGAAGAGCGGCUCGUUGGGGUCACGGGGAGAAAUGAUGGUGGACGCAGACCAGAGGCCCCGCCCCCACUCCAAUCUGAUUCGUCAGUCCAGUUGGAGCGGUCUGUCUGAAAGCUCCAGUCACGAGUCUCUGACUGGUCCAAUGGUGAAGAGCAACAGUCUGAACAGCAUGAAGACGUCGUCCGACAAAGUCAAACACUGUAAGAAGACCGUCCUCCAUGACGCAGGGGCCGCCGGCUUCCGUGACGCCGUCUCUCGAAAACCUCCCCUGGGCCUCAGAGACACGUCCGCCCCGCCUGCAGCGCCCCCUAGCGGCGUGGUCGUGGUGCCGCGGAGUCAGGUCUGCCUCUCCAACUUCUACAAAGAGUGCGCAGAGUCGGCCGACUCGGAGCCGGACUGCAGCUGUCGUCCUGCGGAGAGAGACGGCAGGCCUGUAGGAGUGCGUGACACGUGCAGCAGGAAAGAAGCUGUGGACGAGAACUACAACAACGUCUCCUCCCCGACCCGCGGGGGUCUAGCAGGAAAACUCCAGCAGCUCCUCACCCCGACCAGACACCGAGUGUCGGUGCGACGGGCCGCCAGCGUGGACGACCGGCGGCCCGGAGGAGGGAUAGGACGAAGAGUGUCGGAGCAGAGGCAGUCUAGGAAAGCUCAGGUGGCCGAGACGCUGCUGAAGGCCAAAGACCGGCUGGUGAACGCUACGUCAGAGAGUUCGUUGUCUGUAGGAAGUGACCUCGACUUGACGGACACGCCCACUCCAGCGUUUCCUAUACGCAGGUCCUGGGACGCCAACCAGGAGGCGGCGGGGCUUGAGGUGUUGAUGUCCAGCUGCUCUCUGUGUCGGAGCUGUAACUCGUUGGUCUAUGACGAGGAGAUCAUGGCGGGCUGGACCUCUGACGACUCGAACCUGAACUCGUCGUGUCCGUUCUGCGGCGCCUCCUUCGUCCCGUUCCUGAACGCUGAGAUCUGUGACCUCGGGCCAGUCAGCAGUGCGGAGCGCAGCCACUGGAACAUGGAGGAGGAGGUGGAGAGCUCUGCGAGGCCCCCCAGUGGUCAAGACUUCUCCCUGCGCCCCCAGUGUAACGGUGUGAGUGAGGAAUCGAGCUCUGAGACCAGCAGCUACUCGGAGAACAGCAGAACCACCUCGGCUUCGUCAGUGGGUGGGGCUCCUCAGGUGACGGUGGCGUACCUGAGCCCUCUGGUUCUGAGGAAGGAGCUGGAGAGCCUGCUGGAGAACGAGGGCGAGGCGGUGCUCGCUCAGCCUCAGUUCCUCGACAGUCACUCCAUCAUCUUCUGGAACCUGGUGUGGUACUUCCAUCGCCUCGGCCUCCCCUGCAACCUGCUGCAGCUCGUCAGGGCCUCGCCGCUCGCCAGCAGCUUCACGCAGUCAGAGAACUCGGCGGUGAGUGUGAGGCUCCUGUGGGACACCCUGACCCCUGACACAGACCAGUGGCCCCCCCUCUACAUCCUCUGGAGGAUCCACAGUGGCGUCCCGAUGAGGAGCUACAGCUGGCGGAGACACAACCACCCGUUCACCCUGGCCUUCCUGGAGGAGGUGCUGCGCUGGGUCGGCAUGAACGAGGUGCACAAAGCGGUCACGCUCUUCCUGGACACGAUGGCCAAGCAGCCGGCGUCCCCCAGAAUACAGAGGAGUUUGUACAGAGAGUUCCUCUUCCUCACGCUGGCAGCUAUGGGCAAAGACCACGUCGCGGCGUUCGAUAAGAAGUACAAGGCGGCGUGGUCUCGGCUCGGUGGCACUCUGGGCCGUGAGGAGCUCAGGAAGCAGCGGGCGCAGCCGCUCAGCCUCAAAGCCGUGGACUGCAGACGCAGCUUCCACCCGCCUCUCGAAUGCUGAUCAGCUCAGAACAACCGUCCCUUCUCCUGCUUUCUUCCUGUGUUCCCCACUUCUCUGCUGCCCCCUGGUGGGUGUCAGAGGGGGGAGCUGCUCCCUCCUGUCCUCUGUCCCUCUGUCUGUGAAUCCAGCCUCUAUUUGUCUCAAGUAACGAUGGCGUCGGCUGAACGAGCAGCAGACGGAGCUGAGCUGACGAGAGGAGCGAGUGUCACGUGUUCGAUGCUCGCGGUCAUGCAUGUCCACUAACAUCAGCUGUGUUGGUGUAAACUUGUCUUCCUCUUGUUUUAAAAUACUGAAGGAGCUCAAGGUUCCUGCAGGAGCUCGUCACUGCUGUAUGCUGGGGGGGGGGGGUCAGCCUCAUUCAGUGCGUGAUAGACAUUUAGAGUUUUAUUUUGAAAAAGAGUCACAUAAGGAUUAAAGGGACAGUUCCAACACUUUUAAAUACUUUAAAACCAUUGUUGGGAUUUCAAACAUUAAAUUUCUCCCAAAUAACAAAGUGUGAUCAACAGUUCAGAUCGUUCUGCUCCAAACAGAAUCAAAUACUAAAUCCUCAGAUUUAACCUUUGACCCAUAAAACAUCACCUUCGCCUGUUGGGUCUGGAUCUUCUGUUGGGUCUGGAUCUUCUGUUGGGUCUGGAUCUUCUGUGGGACCUGGAUCUUCUGUGGGACCUGGAUCUUCUGUGGGACCUGGUAGAUUCAGGAGGAAAGGUCCUCGGUUUCGUGGCGAGAUCUUCUUUGUUGUGUCCUUGGAGCAGAAUCGCGUCUGGGUUCAACGUCAUUGAGAAGUUUCAUAAAAACUUUUAAUCAGUUUGAAAAGUUCUGACUUUGUUUAAUGUGAGAAACGUAAAAAGAGACUCAAGUUUCUGCAUCAACUGCUGAUGAUGUAAAAUCUGUACAAUAACAAAAUGUAGAUAAAGUUAUUUAUGACCUAAUGAAACUCAGUUUGUGCAGUAACGUGAAUCCGACACUUUUUAAAUAUUCCGAUUUUUUUCAGUUUCCACACGGAGAAAAGUGAUUAUUUAUAUAAAGUUUUUAACUCAUUUAGUUUUUUUAUUUAAACGGAUUUAUAAAAUGAAAAAACUUUAAUUUACACUGUAAAAAUGCAGACGUUUCAAAAAACAUCUGGUCAGUUAAACACUGGAUUUAAAAAGACCCAAGAAAUUCAUCCAGAAAAAUAUUCAUAUCUAUUUUACAAAAGAGUUGAUGCAAAAUUUGAUGUAAACAAUUUACACAAUUUAUAAAUUCGAGAAAAUAGAAUACAUUUAGAGUUUCUAUUAAUGCGACCUCUGAUUGGCUCUCUUAAUUUCAUAUCAUCUUGUUGCGCCAUCUAGUGUUCAUCUGGAUGAGCUGAAAAAGUUUACCUGAAAUCUUCGUAAAUAUCUGUGAUGCAUUUGGACGGAAACUAUUUUGAAUUCACGUGGACUUAAUUUUCAACUUUUAGUUAAGUUUGGAUCUUCUUGACUUUUGUCUCAACGCGCCUGCAGACCCGUUAUUGUGCUCGUCAGUGAUGUCACAGUGUAUUGACCACACCCCCACAGCCUGUGUUCAUCACAGCAGCGAGGGGUUCGGCCACAAGAGGGCAGCAGAAACCAGGAUUGAAGGAGGUUUCUACCUGAAUCUCAGAGAAAUCUCAAAUUGAUCCACGUUUUCUCCGCAGUCGAUCGGUAACUAUGUUUUAUUUUCGAUUGGACAGCGAGGGGCAGUUCCAGCAGUGGAUGAAGCCGUUUUGUUAUUUCAGCGUCACAGUGUGUACGUUAAUAAAACACAGGGUGUACGUUCUCCAAGUCAGAUAUCUGGGAAUUUGAACUGCAACGUUUAUUGGUUGAGUGGUGACUCUUGCGUCGAGCGGGGGAGUGUAUUUAAAACAGAUUAUUGUGUUUUGCUGUUGUAAUUUAUAAAUGGUUGUGAUUUCAGUUGUAAAUGUUUUAGUUUUUUUUAAGAAAACAGAAAUAAAAGACGGUGACGAGCCCGA
Molecule: messenger RNA, 6640 nt
Organism: Pleuronectes platessa (European plaice)
Lineage: Eukaryota; Metazoa; Chordata; Actinopteri; Pleuronectiformes; Pleuronectidae
Product: DENN domain-containing protein 4B-like
Biological process (GO): regulation of Rab protein signal transduction
Cellular component (GO): cytoplasmic vesicle
Molecular function (GO): protein binding
Source: RefSeq, a predicted model, not a curated record